Messenger RNA from Eremothecium gossypii ATCC 10895, 1233 nucleotides. It is a transcript of the gene MYG1, whose product is annotated as Myg1p. The transcript has a single exon. The record is from RefSeq and is marked provisional. NCBI's taxonomy places the organism in Eukaryota, Fungi, Ascomycota, Saccharomycetes, Saccharomycetales, Saccharomycetaceae. Gene Ontology annotation, cellular component: nucleus; cytoplasm. Bases 1 to 1233 code for a protein of 410 amino acids.
AUGCGGAUGUCACGUGGCGCGCACGCGUUGCUACUUGGGCGCAUCGCAACAACCACUACUCCCACAAAGGUACAGGGGGCAUCGCCGAUGCAGAUUGGACUGGCCCGACCGGCAACUGCAGUCGCAUGGUUCGCUCCACGGACGAGGAUACGCUCGUUGGUAAAUCCUGGUUUUCUUGCAGAAAAAUUUGCGGGCCAUCGCACUGUUAGCCAUCUCCGACUCCUCGCCACGAUGUCCAAGAAGCUCAAGAUGACCCCGUUCAAGCAAAUCUGUACGCACUCGGGCUCGUUCCACGCUGACGAGGCGCUCGCAGUGUACAUGCUGCGCCUACUGCCUGAGGGUAAAGACGCCAAGCUCGUGCGGUCGCGCGACCCGGCCAAGUGGGAGGAGUCCUGUAUCGUGGUGGACGUCAGUGGCAAGUACGACGGCGUCAAGUACUUCGACCACCACCAGCGCGAGUUCUUCGAGACGUUCAGCGACCAGUACAAAACCAAGCUCUCGAGCGCCGGCCUGGUGUACAAGCACUUUGGACGGCAGAUCGUGCGCGCGCUGUGCCCUGAGAUCAGCGACGAGGACACCGAGCUGCUCUACGAGAAGGUGUACCGCGACUUCGUCGAGGCCCUGGAUGCCAACGACAACGGCAUCAGCAACUUUGACGCCGAGGAGCUCGGCGUGCGCCCGCGCUUCCACGACAAGAACAUCUCCAUCCCGGGCAUCGUCGCCAAGAUGAACCCCGACUGGAACGAAGAGACCAGCGACGCCCGCUUCGACGAGUGCUUCCUUACCGCCUCGGCCUUUGUCGGCGACUGCUUCGCGCGCGUCGUGCGCGGCUAUGGCCGCGCGUGGCUACCCGCCAAGGACAUUGUCCGCGCCGGCGUGCGCGACCGCGCCGCCGUCGACCCCAGCGGCCGCAUCGUCGUCCUCGAGCGCUUCUGUCCCUGGAAAGAGCACCUCUACGACGUCGAGCGUGAGCUCGGCCUCGUCGGCGAGGUCCUCUUCGUGCUGUUCGCCGACUCCUCUGGUUCCUGGCGCGUCUCCACCGUCCCGCAGUCGGCUACCUCCUUCCGCUUCCGCCACGGUCUGCCAGAGCCUUGGCGCGGCCUGCGUGACGAUGCCCUCUCCGAGGCGACCGGCGUCCCCGGCUGCAUCUUCGUCCACGCCGCGGGCUUCAUCGGCGGCGCGCGCACCCGCGACGCUGCCCUUGCGCUCGCCCGGCUGAGCCUCCCCGCCUAG